This is a messenger RNA of Anneissia japonica, 528 nucleotides long. RefSeq lists its product as uncharacterized. The coding region runs from base 1 to 528 and encodes 175 amino acids. NCBI's taxonomy places the organism in Eukaryota, Metazoa, Echinodermata, Crinoidea, Comatulida, Comatulidae. The record is from RefSeq and is a predicted model, not a curated record. The transcript has a single exon.
AUGACUGAACACCAAAGAGCCGUUUGGACAAUGUCUGCUCCUAUAUCCUCAGCGUAUAACUAUGCCAUGCAGGACUUCACUAAUAAAGUGUACACAACAAGUGUGCAACACAAAGAGGCAACUAACUGUCUCGCGAAUGAAAAGGGACAGGCUAGACUUAGAAAACUUUCAACCAAGCUUGCAGAACAUUCUCCCUUCUCAGAGGAGUCGACAAUGAGAAACAUUAUCACAGGAAUAAAUGCUGAUAAAGACGUAGAUGUUGAAGAACUUUUCACCAUAGGUGAAGAAACAGUUAAAAAUAUGGAAGGACAGUGGGUCUUUCCAUAUUCAUACAGACGCAAGAAUAAGGCCAAGACGCUAGCAUCAGCUCGUGCCAUCAAAGUGUCUGAGGAUCAAACCAUUGAUCCAGCUCUCUUGUUUCAAAGGUUCUUGCUAGUAUCGCAAUCUAGGGAUCUCUGCCUAGAUGAGGUAAUGAAAUACGAACUGUCACCAUAUCCCCCAUCUUUGUAUGGUGUUGAGUCCUUGUAA